UAGCAGUUAUCGCGAUACAUUUAUAAGUAUUUUUUUUUUCUAUCUAUUCACCAGAGGCUAACAGAAUUUUAGAUUCUUCGAACCCGGUCUUGUGAAGGAAAAUGGCAUCUAAGGGAAGAAAUCCCAAAAAAGGUGGAGAUCAAAAGCGAGAGAAACUACUCAUUGCAGCCAUCGAUUUUGGGUCAACGUAUUCUGGAUAUGCGUUCUCUUUUAAAGAUGAUUUCCAAAUCAAUCCCCUGAAGAUUUAUACUAACAACUGGUCUGCUGAGCAGUCCGGGGGAAUUUCUUACAAAGCACCUACCACUGUUUUGUUGAAGCCGGACCAGACGUUCCACAGCUUCGGUUACGAUGCUGAAGACAAGUACGCCACAUUGACAGAGGCAGAUGAACACGAGGGCUGGUACUACUUCAGCCGCUUCAAGAUGAAACUGAUGAAUGCAUUGGAUAUUUCUAGAGAUCAGUCUGGAAGUGAUCGUCUAUUUACUGAACUGAAGAGAGACAUGGAAAUAGAUGAUAUUGAUGGAAAAAAGAUGUCCUUCAUGACAAUCAUUGCUCACGCUAUUCGUUAUCUGAAAGAACAUUUACUCAAGCAACUAAAGGAGAAGAAUGUAUUAGACGCCAUCACAGUGGAUGGAAUCUUCUGGGUCAUUACAGUUCCGGCCAUUUGGACGGACUCGGCCAAACAAUUUACAAGAGAGGCAGCAACGGAGGCUGGUAUCCAUGACGAUCAGUUAAUGCUAGCCUAUGAACCGGAAGCCGCGGCCUUGUAUUGCCGUCUUCUCCCUAUUGACAAAUUUGAAAGUGGAGGAGAACACAAAGAAUUGGUGCUUCAGACGUUUGAACGAGGGAAAACAUUCAUGGUGUUAGAUCUUGGUGGUGGAACAGUAGACAUCGCUGUGCAACAAACAACACAAGAUGGGAAAAUGAAAACAAUUCAUAGGGUUUGUGGCGGACCCUGGGGAGGAACCAAAGUGGAUGAGAGCUUUCUCGGCUUUCUGAACGACUUAUUUGGACCCAAAGUCGUUUAUACUUUAAAAGAGGAAUGUAGGUCUGAAUAUUUAGAGUUCUUGCGAGGAUUUGAGAUGAAAAAAAGAACAAUUGAGAAUGAAUCCAACAGGAAGGUAACCCUGAAGAUCCCCGCAGCCUUUACGGACAUUGUGUUGGAAAAAACUGGCACUGCGAUCCAAGAUCAGAUUCAAACAUUGCGCUAUAACACCGCUGUUUCUUUUGCCGGGGAUAAACUUAUUAUUGAACAUGCAUUCUUUGAAUCCUUUUUCAAGAAGUCAGUAGCUGACAUUAUAUCUCAUCUUCAAAAUGUUUUGAAUGAUGAAUGCUGUCACAGUCUUGCUGGCAUAGUAAUAGUGGGAGGAUUUGCUGAAAGUGCAAUUGUCAAUUCCGCGAUGAAAAACGCCUUCCCAGAUCAAAGGUUUAUCAUUCCAAUGGAGGCAGGAUUAGCCGUUUGUAAGGGUGCUGUACUCUUUGGUCACGACCCAGACGUGAUUUUUUCUCGAAUAUGUCGAUACACAUAUGGUGAAAGCAUCUGUAAACCAUUUGACGAGGCCAUACACUCACUUUCAAAGUUUACUACUAUUGAAGGAUUGCCGUAUUGCAAACAGAUCUUUAGGAAGUUCUUUACAGAAGGACAAGUGGUUAUGCUUGAUACUGGAAUCGAAAUGGAAAGCGAAUGGUCGUUUGUUGAUGAAUGGAGGAAACAAGAACGAUUUAAACCAAUAACAUUACAUGUAUACAUUUCUGAUAAAAAAUGUCCGAUGUAUGUAGAUGAUGAAGGGUGUCGAAUGUUGGGUGUGGUCAAAGUAAAUUGUGAUAAUGGUAACUGGCCCGAAAGGGUUUAUGUUACAACAAGAAUGGAAAUCGCCGGAACUGAAAUAAAGGUUACUGCCACGAUGCAUACCGGUGAAAAAGUCAGCGCAACCUUUAAUUUUCUAUGAAGCCAAUCUAGAGAAUCAUUUAAACAGCUAAAAUAUUACUGAAGCUGUAGCAAGCUGUAUAUCGUACAAUACAUUGUAAAGUGUUACAUAUACGUAGAAUAUUGACAGUGAGAUUUGACGUAGGAAUUGAUAUAAUGCAACAGUUUAGAAAUUUAUCUAACUUAUUUAGCAAAAAUGAUAUCGCAAAAAAUUGUUUAAUUUCCUUUACGCUAAUAAAAGCUAGAAAGAUAGUAUAUGCCAAUCAAUAAUAAAUAAUGAAUUACUAAUCUAUAAAACCAAAGGUGGCAAAGUUUUUUAUUUUCAUUGUGUUGUAUUAUUAAUAUUAUGUAGUAGCAUCCACAUAUCAUGAAUGUCAUAAUUGAGAGCAUUCCAGAUACAACUUCGUGGUUAUUGACGCUUACUGGUAUUGUAUCUUUUACAACAUGGAAUGACAAUAAAUCAAUCAGUCUAGAUA
Molecule: messenger RNA, 2403 nt
Organism: Ostrea edulis (European flat oyster)
Lineage: Eukaryota; Metazoa; Mollusca; Bivalvia; Ostreida; Ostreidae
Product: heat shock 70 kDa protein 12A-like
Exons: 5
Coding region: 102-1949 (615 amino acids)
Molecular function (GO): ATP binding; ATP-dependent protein folding chaperone
Source: RefSeq, a predicted model, not a curated record